CGAAAAACAAGUUUUCUCAUGCAUAAUGAUUAAAAUUCAGUGACUUAUUUUUAAGAAAUUUUAAACUUCUCUCAGUUUACACAAUGAAACUGGUAUUUUUAGUGUUCAUUUUAGUUGCAGUAAGUGGAGGAACGAAAUUGCCAUCAAAUUUCAAGAAAUGUAACCGAAGUCAACCCGAUUUGGCACAAUGUGUUCUUGAAGCUGCCCGUCGUGGAUUGGCUCAAUUGACAAAACCGUACAAAAAAAUUCGACUUCCGAGUUUGGAACCACUGGAAGUGGUUGAGUUUUCGGCACAUGUUGAGACACGCUUGCUGAAUUUUAGCGAAAAGUUGCGAAAUUGUAAAUUUUGGGGCUUACUCGGGGAGUUUUGGAAAGUUUUGAAUUCAAUUUAAGCGAGAAAUUUAUCAAAUCACAGUUAUUUCUCCCCGAAGUGAGAACAAAAUGUUUGUAUAAAAUAGAUGGGACAAUUAUGUUUGUUUCGAUUAAGGGAGAAGGAAACAGUGCGCUGAUUUUCAGUAA
Molecule: messenger RNA, 519 nt
Organism: Tribolium madens (black flour beetle)
Lineage: Eukaryota; Metazoa; Arthropoda; Insecta; Coleoptera; Tenebrionidae
Exons: 3
Coding region: 84-392 (102 amino acids)
Source: RefSeq, a predicted model, not a curated record